AUGGGAGCUCUUCUCCCCUCAGUGUGGAGCCUCGUCCUCCUCAGCGUGGGAGCCUCGUCCUCCCUCAGUGUGGAGCUCCUCCUCCUUCCAGUGUGGAGCCUCGUUCUCCCCUCAGUGUGGAGCCUCAUCCUCCCUCAGUGUGGACCUCAUCCUCCUCCUCAGCGUGGAGCCUCGUCCUCCCUCGUGUGGAGCCCGUCCUUCCUCUCCAGUGUGGAGCUUCGCUCCUCUCAGUGGGAGCCUCGUUCUCCCCCUCAGUGUGGAGCCUCAUCCUCCCCUCAGUGUGGAGCCUCAUCCUCCCCUCAGCGUGGGCCUCAUCCUCUCAGUGUGGAGCCUCGUUCUCUUUUCAGUGAUGGGAGCCUCGUUCUCCCCCUCAGUGGGAACCUCACCUCCCUCAGUGGAGCCUGGUCUUCCCCAUCAGUGGGAGCUCGCUUCCCAUCAGUGGGAGCUCGUCCUCCCCUCAGUGUGGGAGCCUCGUUGCCUCCCCCUCAGUGGGAACCUCAUCCUCCCUCAGUGGAGCCUCGUUCUCCCCACGUGGGAGCCCGUCCCCCUCAGAGUGAACCUCGUCCUCCCCUUCAGUGUGGCUUCGUCCUCCCCUCAGUGUGGAGCCUCCUCGUCUCCCCCUCGGUGGGAGCUCUCCCUCCUCAGUGUGGAGCCUCGUCCUCCCUCAGCGUGGAGCCUUGUCCUCUCAGUGAGCCUGUCCUCCCCUCAGUGUGGGAGCUCGUCCUCAGCGUGGGAGCCCGUCCUCCCCUCAGUGUGGACCUAUUCUCCCCUCAGCGUGGGAGCCCGUCCUCUCAGUGGGCCUUGUGCCCUCAGCGGGAGCCCGUCCCCCCUCAGUGGGAGCCUCGUCCUCCCUCAGAGUGGGAGCCUCGUCCUCCCCUCAGAGUGGAGCUUCCGUUCCUCCCAUCAGUGGGAGCCUCGUUCUCUCAGGAGUUUGUCUCCCUCAGUGUGGAGCUUGUUCUCCCUCAGAGUGGAGCCUCGUCCUCCUCAGUGGGAGCCUCUUCCUCCCCUCAGGGAGCCUCGUCCUCCUCCUCAGCGUGGAGCCUCAUCCUCCUCCCCUCAGUGGAGCCUCGUUCUUUCAGUGUGGGCCUCGUUCUCCCCUCAGUGUGA
Molecule: messenger RNA, 1107 nt
Organism: Homarus americanus (American lobster)
Lineage: Eukaryota; Metazoa; Arthropoda; Malacostraca; Decapoda; Nephropidae
Product: nascent polypeptide-associated complex subunit alpha, muscle-specific form-like
Exons: 1
Coding region: 1-1107 (368 amino acids)
Source: RefSeq, a predicted model, not a curated record